Molecule: messenger RNA, 6418 nt
Organism: Heteronotia binoei (common prickly gecko)
Lineage: Eukaryota; Metazoa; Chordata; Lepidosauria; Squamata; Gekkonidae
Gene: FAM135A
Product: family with sequence similarity 135 member A
Exons: 22
Coding region: 645-5174 (1509 amino acids)
Source: RefSeq, a predicted model, not a curated record
AGCAGCAGGGGGAGCUCGAGCUGGGACGGAGCAGUCAGCAGCAGGAAAACCUAGAUCCCGACGAAAGCGGGAGCAGUACAAGGGAAUCCGUGGAGACCCAACGUCGGAGUCAGAGGGAGGGAGCCCGCCUCCCCCCCACCCCCCCUCGGGAUGCCACAAUAGCUCCCGCUGGUUGCCCUGGCUGCAGGAUUGGGGCGCUCCUUUCCAAGCCUCUGCUGCCUGCCUUCUCGUAAGCAGGAAGCAGCGGCUUGCGGUGUUGUGCCCGGCGGGGUCUACUGUUGCCGCCGCCGCUCGCCCGCCUCUCCGCGAAGAAACAGGAGGAGGGCGGGCGCAGGCAAGACGGGCCGCUCUGCCGGCUGAGUAGGCGCCGGCAUCGGAUGCCUGUGUCACGCUACGCCGAUGCUGCUGCUGAGGCCUGGGCUUCUAUAGAAGUGGCGACGCUAGAGCGAGAGCGCGCGCAGGCGCGCGCCGGUCCCAAGCGCCUAAGUCUGGAGGUGAGAGGAGAGGCAGAAUGAGCACUAUGUUUGUGAUUGCAAGUAUGGGGAAGCGGAAGACUGCUUAUUACCUCUAUUAAAAUGGAUUAUUUAUUGUUAGAGUAAGUAAGGUGCUGACUACAGUUCUUCAACUUCUACAUCUACAUAAAAAUGAGUGAGAUACAGGCAAUGGUAGAAUUUUCGGUGGAACUCCACAAAUUUUACAAUGUGGAUUUGUUCCAAAGAGGUUUUUACCAGAUUCGUGCUUCUAUGAAAAUUCCACCAAGAGUUCCACACAAAAUUGAAGCAAGUUUGUUACGUGCAACCAGUGCUGAUCUUGCCUUUCCAGCAUCAGUCCAUGACAAUGUAAUCUGCAGUAAAACCUUUCAAAUUCUUUAUAAAAAUGAGGAAGUCUCUGUCAAUGAUGUUAUGAUUUUCAAAAUUAAGAUGCUGUUGGAUGAAAGGAAGAUUGAAGAAUCUCUUAAUGAAAUGAAUUUCCUGCUGUCUUUAGAUCUACAUUUUACAGAUACAGAUUAUUCGCCAGAAGAUUUGAGCACAUUGCAGCUAAUUAGCAGUCGAACACUAAAGUUGCACUUUACCUUACACCGAGGCCUUCAUCACUACGUCAAUGUUAUGUUUGAUUACUUUCACCUCUCAGUCAUCUCCGUUAUAGUCCAUGCUUCGUUAGUUGCUCUUCACCAGCCGUUGAUAAGCUUUCCUCGCCCAGUGAAGAAUACUUGGCUAAACAGAAAUGCACCAGCACAGAACAGAGACUCAGUAGUUCCUUCUCUUGAAAGUGUAGUCUUUGGCAGCAGUUAUACCAAGCAAUUAUCAGCAGAUGGCUGCAGUUUUAUAAUAGCAGAACCUUUCUUGAAUCAUGCUUACAAUCUCCACUAUACACUUUGUGCCAGUUUGCUGCUUGCAUUCAAAGGAUUGCAUAGCUACUUCAUCAAUUUAUCUAAGGAGCUGCCUUCCUGUCAGAAAUUGGAGCUGGCCAAGGCCCGCAUGCAGGUCCUUUAUGAACGCCUUCUCAGAAGAAAAAACCUACGAAUCCAGGGAGACGCCUAUCUAGAGAACAUAGAUGUAGAAGCACGUCUGUCAGAACUCUGUGAAGAAAUAAAGAAAAUGGAAAAUCCUGAUGAACUGCCAGAACAUAUAAACAUGAAUCUUGCACAGCUUUGUUCACUUGUGAUGGCUUUAUGGGGGCAAUUUCUUGAAGUUGUUACUUUGCAAGAGGAAAUUACUGCACUGCUAGCACAACAACAUCAUACAAUGCGUGUGCGCAGAUUUUCUGAAGCAUUUUUUUGUCUUGAGCACCCAAGGCAAGCUGCUCUUGCAUAUCAAGAACUGCAUGCUCAGAGCCACCUUCAGAUGUGUACUGCAAUAAAAAGCACCUCCUUCUGUAGUUCUCUCCCACCUCUUCCUAUUGAAUGCAGUGAACUAGAUGGAGAUCUGAACUCUUUGCCUAUAAUCUUUGAAGAUCGUUAUUUAGAUUCUGUCACUGAAGAGAUGGAUGUGCCAUGGCUGACAGCUCAGAGGCAUCAGAAAUCUGACCCCAAGAAGCCUGACAAACUAGAUUCUGAAGAAAGUUUUAUGGCUAGCAUUUCUAGCCCAGAGCUGAAAAUCAAACCUUCAGUUGCCUCCCAUGUUUGGCAGUCAGAAAGUGAAAAGCAGUUCACAAAGUCUGCGAAAGGAAAAUGCGAAGACGUAAGCAAAUCCAAAACUAAGGUUACCAAGUUGAUGAAAACCAUGAAACCUGAAAAUCCAAAAAAAAUAGUAAAACAGAACUCUAAAGACUCUGUAGUCUUGGUGGGCUACAAAUGUUUGAAAGGCGCAACACCAGAGGACACCUCUAAAUGCUUUGAAGGCAUUCCUUCAUGUAGCCAGAAGGAAGGCUUGGACUCCACAGUUAGUGGAAAUAUUUGUGACACAAAGACCUUCGUGACUCAAAUGAAUCAAAAAUACUUGCCAUCUAGAAGUGAACAAAGCUCUGCUAAAGUGGAUAGGCAUGAAGAAAGCCAGUGUACCUCAGUCAUUUCUCAGCUUGCAAAUUCAAUCAUUUCUGGUAAAUUUGACAUCCCCCAAACAGGCACUGGGGAUACUCCUGGAGACAGCACCUUGGCAUCCAGAAGUACUGUGGAAGAUUGCUCAACAGGAGUUAGAAAAAUAGAGGUAAAACCUUACUGUAAAAGUCUGCAUGGGGGUGAAAAAGUGUUCGUUCGUAUUGGAUCACAGAUAGAAGGUCUGCAAAGUCUACCCUACAGAGAAAAUUUACAGGAACUCACCUUUGAAAGUUCAGACUAUGAAAAAAGAUCAAAAUCAGAAGAGGAUCCACUGCUUGAAAAGGAAAUUGUGCAAGGAACAGACUUACAGUAUACUGAGGAUGCGUUGGCAAGGGUCAAAAGCAACCAGUCCAGUCUUUCCAUGAAAGAAACUCAUAGUGCAGUUGUAACUGGAGAUGUACUAAAGCUGCCUGAUGUGAGCGUGACCUAUGCAUCAUCUAGAUUUUCAGAUUCUGGUGUGGAAAGUGAGCCAAGUUCUUUUGCAAUGCACCCAGGUACAGAUGUGUCUUUUGAAACUCCUCAAGGGCAAAGUGGAUGCAACAGUGAGAGAAUAUUUCCCCAGUUUUUGCUGAAACCAGAUUGCAAUAUCAAAAACCCAGUAGAGAGUCACUGUACAGAGAGUACAAGUGCUGUUAGUGAAAUACAGUCCUCCUUGACAUCAAUAAAUUCUCUGCCUUCUGAUGAUGAUCUUUCCCCUGAUGAAAACUCAAAAAUAACUGUUGUACCUGAGUGCCAGUUAAGUGACAGCAAAACUAUAUUGGACCUGGGAGCAAUUGAUUUGUCAAGAUGUGAUGACACUAAAGAACCAGAUGUUUUGCCAGAGUGUGGCUUGUUUUCUGGGCAAUUAGACAGUGAAACUACACUUCCAACUUCAUCACCAUCAAAUGUAAAAAGUCCUUUACAUCUAGUUUCAGAUGAAGAUUCAUCUAUAGAUGUGAACACUUACAACCCACAAUCAAGUAUUGGCACCAUUUGUGAAGAUUCCCGUACUGUAGGGAAAACAAGUGAAAUACCUUCAAGUGUUGUUUAUCCAGGGGAGUCCUGUGUUGUUUCAGGUUCCGUAUCUAGUUGUGCUGAAAGUGUUAUAAUGAGACCAAGUGAAGGAAGUCUUGGUGAACCUGCAGAGCUAAAGCAAAUGACUGAUGAUUUGACAGCUGGAAAAAAUGAAAACCUCAUAGGUAUGAGCAGCUUGUCAUCAGAGGGAACUACUGACAUGUUGAAGCAAGGACUUAUAGAAAAUUACUUUGGCAAUCGAAUUUCUGCUGAUCUGUCCUGUGUGUAUUCUACAGACAGUAGUACUAAUCUUGGCUCCCAAAGGGAAACAAUUACAUCAGAAGAUGAUGAUGAUGAUGAACAAGAUCAAGACAUGGUUGAAAAUGGCUAUUAUGAGGAAGCAGAUGAGAGUAAUUUAGAUGGAGCUACAAAUGAUGAGUUAGAAGAAGAGACUCUUGGGCUAACAAAUGAGAGAGGUUUAAGAACUGAAACAAUGAAUAGUGAACUUCUUAGGUGUGGGAACAAUAUGGCUCCACUUUGUACUUCAGGUAGCUUGGCGUUUCCCUCUUCAUUGAGAGGAUAUCCAUGUAGCACAUUGUGGUCUUCAAAGGACAAAACUAGUGGAGUUCUGAAGCAACCUUGCAGUAUGUCCUCAAGCACAAUUUCAUCCGCAUCCUGGUAUGAGUGCUUCCCUAAAACUCAGCAGCUAGCAUUCCUCCAGGCUAAAGAGGAGAUGAAGCAGCUUAAGCUCCCUGGAUUUAUGUAUAGUGAUGUUCUCGGCUUGGCAUCUUCAGUACCUUAUUUCAGCACAGAAGAGGAGGAAAGCUCAGAAGAUGGAAUACAUCUCGUAGUCUGUGUGCAUGGCCUAGAUGGUAAUAGUGCUGAUUUAAGACUAGUAAAGACUUACAUUGAACUUGGCCUUCCCGGAAGUCGUAUAGAUUUUCUGAUGUCUGAAAGAAACCAGAAUGAUACAUUUGCUGAUUUUGAUUCAAUGACGGAUCGCCUUCUGGAUGAGAUAAUACAGUACAUUCAAAUUUACAAUCUAACAAUUUCAAAAAUCAGUUUUAUUGGCCAUUCGUUGGGCAACUUAAUAAUCCGGUCAGUGCUAACAAGACCUAGAUUUAAAUAUUACCUCAGCAAACUUUACACCUUCCUGUCUCUGUCUGGGCCACAUCUUGGGACCCUCUACAACAGCAGUGCUCUUGUUAAUACAGGACUCUGGUUUAUGCAGAAGUGGAAAAAGUCAGGGUCUUUAUUGCAGCUUACCUGUCGAGAUCAUUCAGACCCUCGGCAAACCUUCUUGUACAAGCUUAGUAGAAAGGCAGGUCUCCAGUAUUUCAAAAACAUUGUAUUAGUAGGAUCUCUGCAAGAUCGUUAUGUCCCAUAUCAUUCUGCCCGCAUAGAAAUGUGCAAAACAGCUCUAAAGGAUAAACAGACAGGACCAAUAUAUGCCGAAAUGAUCCAGAAUCUGCUUCUUCCUGUUCUUCAGAAUAAGGAAUGCAAUUUGAUUCGCUACGAUGUCAUUAAUGCAUUGCCGAACACAGCUGAUUCUCUCAUUGGAAGAGCUGCACAUAUAGCUGUUUUGGAUUCAGAAAUAUUUUUAGAGAAGUUUUUCCUGGUUGCUGCCCUAAAAUAUUUCCAGUAAAUUAAAAACAAACAAACCAUUGUAACAGACUUGGCUAUUACCUCAUUAACAGAUGGAUGACUCAAACGUGUGUGAUAUUAAACUGUAGCUGCCGCUGUAUUUUAAGAGAUAUUUAUAUACCUUUUUAUAUGGAAGAUAAUUUAUAUCAUCCAUGUGAGGAGCUUUUUUAACAUCAACUUUACUUUCUAGGUAAUGUGGCUGUGCAAUAUUUUUUUUAAUGUUUAUUUUUACUUUUUUUUCUAUUUUUCUUAUUUUGGGUACCUAAUUAUUUCAGAACUUGAGAUUUAAGCAUAGUGUGUACAUUUGAUGGGUAUGUUGGCUCUUAGACUGCAAAAGGUCAGUGCUGUGUGAUGACAUUUUUAUGAGUCUUUGGAUGCCAAAAUAAAUCUGAAUUUUUUAAAAGUUUAAUAAGGUAUUAAAUUUGAUAGUUCAUGUUGUAAGAAGAGUGAACUGGAAAACACCUAUUGGCUGCUAAAAUAAGUACUAUAUCUAGAGGUCUGUUCAAGACUGUCCAGGACCACAGUUUGAAGAGAAAACUGAGUUGCCUGUUUGUUAUAUCACUACAUUCUAACUGCUUUCUACAGAGUCAUUACUGGACACGAAAUGCCUGUGGAAACUACCGUUUUUUCUACUGAUCUCAAGAGCAUGUUGGUUUACAUUUUCACUUUUAUUACUGGAACUUUAGUUUUCACAAGCAAGCAGCAGUUAAGGAUUUUUGAAUGUUGAAUUGUCAGCUGCCUUUAAAAUGGAUUUUUGCAAAACUUUAAUAAAAUUGCUCUGUCAGUUCAGUUCUCCGGUGAACCUUUUACAUGGGACUUCUUGUAUGUACGUUUAAAAAAGAGUAAAGGUUAUAAAUUUCUGCAAUACUUUUAUGAAUAUAGAUUUUUAAAUAUUAAGUUUUAUCGAUGACAAAUUAUUGUAAAUAUAAAUCAGUUGCAUCGUGAAAUGGAACAAAAUGAUAAACUCUAGUGAUAAUGAUAAAUGUUUUUAAUAUACAGGAAUGUUAAAGGUCUAUUGAAUUUUUAUUGGUGCUGAGCAGCAUUGAGUUAAAUAUUCUCCUCCCUUUUUACCUGUUUCAAACAGUAAUGCACUUAAAAGGUGAAGAGAAGGUUUUGUGCAUUCACUAAUUGUAAUGAACAAUUUUUUCUGAAAAUAUAAAUUUGUUGUAUAUCUAGUGCAUGUUUUAUUUUUUAGCAUUGUGUUAAUGCAUCUGGUGUUAAUAAACUAAACAACUGUCUAAUACA